This is a messenger RNA of Dichotomopilus funicola, 1284 nucleotides long. RefSeq names its product amidase signature domain-containing protein. Bases 1 to 1284 code for a protein of 427 amino acids. The transcript has 4 exons. Lineage: Eukaryota; Fungi; Ascomycota; Sordariomycetes; Sordariales; Chaetomiaceae. The record is from RefSeq and is a predicted model, not a curated record.
AUGAGGCAGCUAGCCCCAGCGCCCUCUCCGGGAACAAUCCUUCCGUCGCUGCUCGACAUCACCCUCGACGACAUCGAGGCCGGACUCGACAAUGGCAGGUUUACGGUGGUCGAUUUGGUCACAGCAUACCGUAAACGAAUCGACGAGGUGGACGACCACUUCCGGUCCAUCAUCGAGAUCAAUCCUGACGCCGAGGCAAUCGCGCAGUCGCUAGAUUCCGAGGUCAGAACGACCGGGAGGCGAGGACCACUCCACGGCGUGCCCAUCCUCCUCAAAGACAAUAUCGUGACCCUAGACGAGAUGGAGGCGACCGCCGGGUCCUUUAUCCUUCUGGGCGCCAAACUGGCCAACGAGUCAACCGUGGCGGCCAAUCUUCGCCGGGCCGGAUGUGUACUAUUGGGAAAGGCGGCCUUUUCCGAGUGGGCAAACUACAGGUGGACAAAUGCACCGUCGGGCUGGAACGCUCGCCGUGGCCAGUGUACCGGCGCCUUUUAUCCCAACAUGAAGGCAUCAGGGAGCAGCACGGGUUCUGCAGUCGCGACUAGUCUGGGAUUGUGCUUCGCUGGGAUUGGGACCGAGACAAAUGGCAGCGUUUGCCACCCAACCGGCAAGGCAAGCCUGGUCGGCCUGAAGUCAUCACCGGGUUUGAUAUCCCGUGAUGGGACAAUGCCAGGCUCGGACCGAGUUGACGCAAUAGGAGUGUUUACCAGGAAUGUCAAAGAUAGCGCAACCAUCCUCAGCGUCGCGGCCGGUAAGAGUGACCGAGAUCCUCUCACAAACGAAAUCCCCUUUGACAAGAUCCCUGACUACACGGCCGCCUGCGCCGGGACUGAUCUGCAUGGGAUCAGGAUUGGCGUCCCGACCACGGCAAUCGGCCAGAUCGAACCCAAGGAAGCCAACAGCUUUGAGGUGGCGCUUUCGAAACUGAAGAAUCUUGGAGCUGAGAUCGUCCAGGACGUCGGAUUGCUAGCCGAGGAGGGCUGGAAGGCGAUAACACCGUAUCAGCGUCGAAUGAUAACCCAUGGAGACCUCGCGCCCAGCAUCGAAGCAUAUCUCAAGACGCUCGCAACCAAUCCUCUUGGGGAGGGUGGUAUGAAAGGUGCUAUGGACAGGCAUCAACUUGAUGUCCUAGCGACGCCAACUUGCUCCGCCAUUCCUGUUACCUUCGCAAGUCUUGAGCGGUCGCCCAUUCUGUCCUUCCCUCUCGGGUUUUACCCUCCUGACAAGGCCAUCCAGAGAAAUGCCAAUGGCGAUCUCAUCACCGUGGGCCCGGGGAUCCCGUGA